CUUCCCUUUUCCCCUUCUUUCUCUUCGCCUUCGGCCGAGCAGUCCGCUUUUAGACUCUCCGUCUUUCACGCUGACGUCGCUGCCGUCUGCCGCAUCUUCGGCCGAAGGGGCCGUCGGGGCUUCUGCGACGCUUGGAGGGGCUGCUGCUGCUAGUGCUGCUGCUAGUGGAGGGAUUUCGUCUCUCCCUGCCGAGAUGUCUGCAACGCUUGCCCUCGCGUCUGACUCUACAGCACAGGCAGCAGCAGCAGCAGCAGAACGAGCAGCAGCAGAACGAGCAGCAGCCGCAGCCGCAGCCGCAGCGGACGAGGCCAAUCGCAGCAUUGACGCUGACAUUGAGGCUGCGAUCGCCGACGACAGCAGCGCUCUCCGGCACGCCGAGGACCACGACCACGACCACCUGUACCACGACAAUGAGAACGAGAACGAGAACGAGAACGAGAACGAGAACGAGAACGAGCUGGACGACGUGCAGCGGCGGCAGUCGUUUCGUCAGCUUCGUCUGCGCCGCCAACAUGUGCCACUCAAUCCCACUACCGCGGCUGCAGCUGCGUUCGAGCAGGACGACCGCGAGUUUGGAUCGGACACGGCGAGUCAGGAGCUCGGCGCUGGCAACAUGCAUCCGGACGCGGACAUGGACCCGAUGGACGAUGCCGCUGGCGAUGCUGCUGGCGGAGGAGAAGGCGGCGUGAUGGCCGACUUUGAUGACAUUGAGGGCCAGCGCGCGCAAGGCCAUGACGAGUAUCACGAGAGCGAGCACUUUAUGGACCAAGAGCAGGAUCUGCAAGACCUGAACGAACAAGACCUGCAUGAGCAAGAGCUGAACGAGCACGAGCUGAACGAACACGAACUCGACGACUCGGACGCAGACCGGCUCAUUCACGCAUUUCCUCAGGGCCUGUCGAGGAUGAGCUCGUGGACGCUGCCAAGCAUGCAGACACCGUCCAUCGACAGCUUUGACCAGGACGCGCUGGCAGCCUUCCUCGCAGAAGAAGAGAGCCAGGUUGGAAGCGGCCUCACCAAUCUGUUUCCCUACAGCGACGACGAAGGUGGCGAUCCGCAGCACCAGCGGGCAUUCCUGUCAGCCGCUGCGUUUGGCAUCUCUGGCGAUCCUGUCGCUGAAGCUGCAGAGACGGACGAUGGGCUCAUGGCGACUGGCGAAGCCGCGACAGGUGAUGACAGCGGCGGCGCGCUCGAGGAUGCAGAUGCUGCAGGACAAGACUCGAGCACUCGAGGGAUUGGCGUCGCUGGUGCCUUUGAUUUGGGUAGCACCAGUCCAAUGCAGGCAGACUAUGCUCGCACCGAGGAGUUUCUCCCGGCUCUGUCCAACGCUCCUGGCCUGAACAACGCUGCAGGCGUCUUGCCCAACCAGCAGCUGUUGGCUGUGCCUCCCACCACUGCGCCAAAGCGAGGUCGUCCGCGAGGCUCGCGCACUGGUGCGCGCACGCCUCCGGCUGGCGGCGCUGCCGUGGCGGCCGCUCGCUUGCAACGACAAAGGCCCAAAAAACCAAUCCCGGCAUUCCUGUAUUUUGGUCGCGCAGUCAGGCCUCAAGUCCGAGCCAUGUAUCCAGACGACAAGCUGGCCGACAUUGCCACCAAGAUUGGAAAGCUGUGGGCAGCCUUGCCAUUCGAAGAAAAGGCGCACUACGAGCAGCUCGCCUCGGCAGACAAGCUCCGCUACCGCGAAGAGGCGAGCCAGCCUUCCUACGCCGUUGCCCCUGGCGCUGCUGCCUUGGCGUCGCGCGCCAAUACAAGCCAGACUGGUCUCGAGACACUCCGCAAAAUCAAACGCCGAAAGGAUCCUGCUGCGCCCAAGCGCGCCUCUCCGGCGUACCUGUUUUACGCGCAACAUGCGCGUUCCAGCGUUGCCGCCGACGACCCAACUGCAUCGAACAAGGCUAUUGCCAGCAAGCUGGGAGAAAUGUGGCGCGCCCUUCCCGUCGGUGAGCGCGCUCCCUUUGAGGCCUUGGCCCAGCGUGACAAGGAUCGCUACGACUCUGAGCGGCGGCAGUGGAUGAUGGAGCGCGAUGCUCAGCAGAGGCUGCUUCGGCAGCAACGUUUGCAGCAAUCUGCUGCUCUCAACUCUGCGGCCCGGGCAGAGGAUGCAGCCAAGCGCGCAGGCUUGCCAGAGUUGCCGGGAGUUGCUGCUGCGGCUUCCGCGUCUGCUGCCACUCCAUUUACUGUCCCCUCUGUCACCACCACCAUGCCAUUUCGCGGGCCGCUUGGCCUCCCCGUUGGGUUGCAGACAGGAAUCGAGUCGCAGUCAUCACUCGCCCAGCCAGCGUUGCAGCAGCAAGGCGGCAGCACUGCCUUCUUGUUCUCCGCGCCGGCACCGCCACCGCCCGUUCGAGAAACCGCAUUGUUUGCUGCGCAAGUGUUCCAGCCUGCGUCGCAGCUCAGCACUCCGCAGCAUCUGUACGGCGGACCCUCGCCAGCCGAGUUGCAGCCAGCAGCGGCAACGGCAACGGCGGCCACGGCAGCUAUCACGAGUCGUUCCAAGCGAGCGUCCGUCUCCCACACGCCUGCAUCUCGGUCUCCAACCGAACUGAACGCCACUGUCGACCGCCAACAGCAGCAAAUCUCCGAGCUCAUGUUGCUCGUUGCCUCCCAGCGCAGCCAGAUUGAGCAGCAAAACAUUCAAAUCAGGCAGCAAAACGUGCAGAUUGAGCUGCAGCAAAAGCUGUUUGCGCAGGUGCAGCUUCCCACCCCUUCCCAAAUUCAGCCCAAGCUCGAGUAAAUAACGAGGGUUUUGUUUUGGCUCGGUUUCUCCAUUUCUCUCUUUCUCCUCUCUCUCU
This is a messenger RNA of Capsaspora owczarzaki ATCC 30864, 2792 nucleotides long. RefSeq lists its product as hypothetical. The record is from RefSeq and is a predicted model, not a curated record. The transcript has a single exon. Lineage: Eukaryota; Filasterea; Ministeriida; Capsasporidae. Bases 194 to 2734 code for a protein of 846 amino acids.